AGGAAGAGGAAUAUGGCACCAGUGAGCAUCCGAGUGGACGGCGGUAUAGAGAAACACAGUGUGAUGCUGCAUGCAGAGGCACCAUUCAGGGCGCUAUGGCUGAUGUUGCCUCCCGUUGGCUCCUCUGGGCCUCUCUGGGAGCAGAGCUGACCACAUUACCCACCUGUCACCUGUUCCUCUCACCUUGCUGCCUACUGUCACUCCCAAAGACCAUGGAGGAGAUCACCAACGCCACGCCACCUGCACUGGAGCGUCGGGCUCGCCGUCGAAAGUCCGCGGUUUCGGUCCUCAAGUCCAAGCUGAAGAAGAGCGUGACCUGCUCCGUGCCCAGGGUCCGAUCCGCCCUGACCGGGUUCUUCCCCGUCGUGCGCUGGCUGCCUAAAUACAAGCUGCGGGAGUACAUCUGGGGCGAUGUGAUGUCCGGGGUGAUCGUUGGUAUCGUCUUGGUACCACAGGCCAUCGCCUACUGCCUGCUGGCAGGGGUGGGGCCGAUCUAUGGUCUGUACACAUCAUUUUACGCCAACAUCAUCUACUUCCUCAUGGGGACGUCCCGACAUGUCUCGGUGGGGAUCUUCAGCCUCAUGAGCCUGAUGGUUGGACAGGUGGUCUACAAGGAGAUGUUCCUGGCAGGUUUUGACCUCAACGAGGACUCCACAGCGUCUGGGCCUGAUGUGUUUAAUGCCACGCUGGGAACCAACGUCACCACCAGCAAACCUCACACCGUGGAGCUAAUGGGUCUGCAGUGUGACAAAGAGUGCUACUCCAUCAGCAUCGCGGCUUCCCUCACAUUUCUGGUUGGCGUUUAUCAGGUUUUGAUGGCCGCGUUUCGGCUCGGCUUCGUCUCCGUAUACCUUUCGGCUCCGAUGCUUGACGGUUUUGCCACGGGAGCCUCUUUCACCAUCCUCACCGUGCAGGCCAAAUACCUGUUGGGUCUAAAGAUCCCCCGUCACCAAGGCUACGGCACAGUUAUCGUCACCUGGUACAACAUCUUCGCCAACAUUCACGAGACCAACCUGUGUGACCUCAUCACGAGCGCCAUCUCUAUCUCUGUUUUAGUGGCGGGGAAAGAGAUCCAGGAGCGCUACAAGGAUCGUCUUAAGAUCCCACUGCCGACUGAGCUGAUAGUUGUGGCAGGAGCUACGCUGGCCAGCCAUUUUGGGGAGCUGAAUAGCAAUUACGGCUCCAGUGUAUCCGGCCACAUCCCCACAGGCUUCAGUCCUCCCCAGGUGCCCAGCUUCAGUCUGAUGUCACGGUUGAUACUGGAUGCCGUCCCUUUGGCUCUCAUUAGUUUUGCCUUCACGGUGUCGCUGUCCGAGAUGUUUGCAAAGAAAAAUGGCUACACGGUUCGUCCCAACCAGGAGAUGCUGGCCAUCGGCUUCUGUAACAUCAUCCCCUCCUUCUUCCACUGUUUCACCACCAGUGCGGCAUUGGCAAAAACCAUGGUGAAGGACUCUACAGGUUGCCAGACACAGAUCUCCAGUCUGAUCAGCGCCCUGGUUGUCCUGCUCGUCCUUCUCUUCUUUGCGCCUUUCUUCCACGCCCUCCAGAAGUGCGUCCUCGCCUGCAUCAUCAUCGUAAGCCUCCGCGGGGCACUGAGGAAGUUCAGAGACGUGCCGGCCAAGUGGCGCGCCAGCCGCACCGACGGCACCGUGUGGCUGGUCACCAUGUCAGCCACGGCUCUGCUCAGUGCCGAGCUGGGCCUCGUGGUCGGAAUAUUCUUUUCCAUGUUCUGCAUCAUCUUCGAGACUCAGAACCCUAAGGUCUCUGUCCUGGGCCGGGCAAAGGACACGGAUCUUUACGAGGACUUGGACGAGUACGAGAACCUCAUGGCGCCACCUCGGGUUCAGGUGUUCCGCUUCCAGGCGCCGCUGUACUACGCAAACAAGGACUCGUUCCUCAAAUCCCUCUACAAAGCUGUCGGGGUUGAGCCCUUCUCGGAGCUGACUAAGAGAAGAAAGGCGGAGAAGAAGGCAAAGAAGAUGUCUUCAAAGAUGGUUGUGAUAGGCCUCGGACUCAUACAGAAAGAACUGGCCUUCCACACGCUGGUCUUGGACUGCUCUGCGAUACCCUUCAUGGACUCAACGGGCACGGCCGCAUUUAAGGGGCUGGUCAAGGAAUUUAAAGAGAUAGGCGUCAGCGUGCUCCUCGCACACUGCAACACCUCAGUCAUCGAUGCCCUGCAGAGAGGACAAUUCUUCGGGAAAGACGACAUGAGCCGCCUGCUGUUUCAUACAGUCCACAUGGCGGUGCUUCAUGCAAACAGCGCAUCCGCAGCAGCAGAAAGCAAGUCGGAAGACUUGGUUUAGAACAUCUGGAGGAAGGGAAGGAAUGGUAUUACAUGAGGUACGCACAUGACAUCUAGGGCAAUGCUACAAGAUAGCUUUGAGGUCACUAUUCGGGAAGCUUUGUUCUGAAAAACCGGAAGGGUAUAGUUUUUUGGAUGUGAUUUUUUUGUGACGUAGUCAAGCUGCCUGGUUGGUUCCUGUUAGGUACUGAGAUAUCUGAGGCUUAGAACACAUUUGUGUCACUCAGUCAAAGGCAGCGCUGCCUGCAAUGAAAGCUAUUUUAACUUUUCACAUCACUUGAGUCCUUUGGCCAAAGUCCAUGGCUAUAACCCAGGUCUAAAGUGCACGGCACAUUCAACCGCAAUUUGCAUUUUUUCCUAAAUUUUUUACAUGGGAGUUCAAAAUCCUUUGUGAAAAGGCCAGUUAAACCUGAAGAAGAAGCACUGGUCCGUGGCGGUAACAGCUUUCUCUGCCUCGGUGUCACACAGAAACAGUGUUGCAUUGAAAACCUUGGCUCAGUGACAUAUAAUUUUACUCUUUCCCUGAUCUUUGGUGCCCCAACAAUGAGGCCUGUAUCUCCUUUAGAUCUGUUCUCGUAAAGAUUAAAGGAAUUACACACUCUUGUUUUUGUGCUUCGGACUUUUACACCUCAACUGAUUGCAGCAGGUAAAGUCAGAAUUUUUCUUUUAGUGCUUUGCCACUUUCUUUGAUGUUUGUUGAAUCAAAUGUUUUGACUCUGAAAAUCUAAUCAGAUUUUAUCUCUGUGAUUAAAUCACCGUUUUCCUUUGUCUUUUAUCAUUUCAAAACUACCACAAAUCAUGUAAUACUUUGUUUUUAAAGACAUAGACAUUAGUGGUUGUAAAUUUAGCAAAUUAACAUUUUAUAUUUUCCUACAUUUAUUUUGUCAUCAGCCAGUUUCUACGUAUUCAUGGAACUUAAAUGAACACAUUUUAGAUGAAAACGUGUAGUCGGCUCGACUUUCAUCACUGAUAGUGUUGACAUUCAACACAGUAUAUAGAACAUGCACUGCCUUGAUGUUCAAUACUUGAAAUAAACCGAUAUGUUUUUGGCCUGAGUCUGAAUUAUUGGCAUUAAGACCUUUUUCACACCAAAGAAAUAUCAAUUAGUUAAAAGAAGAGAAUGGUGCUUCAACUCCUUCACCAUAAGUAAACCCAGGGAAAAUGAAAUAAUGGCGACUUUCUAUCAUUGCUGUCUCAGACACCAUUUGCACAAAUACUCAUUACUGCAUGAGGUGAUUUUGUGAUAUAUCAUUUUCUAGCACAACUAUCAUACUAACAAAGCCACUGUGGAAAUAAAUGACAAUCAUUUAGGAUGUCAGCAUUGCCACCAGACAGGAGGUAGAUUUACUAAAUGAUUGUUUGCGUUUUGAAUAAAUGGGAAAAACAUCUGAGAUAGCGUAUAUUUCCUGCUUCUGAGACUGACACAUAGAGCAUGUGACUUUACAAUGACCUGCUGAGUCGUCAGAAGAUCACUGUGUUUAACAAGCAUGUCAUUAUCAAUUCGCCAACUCAUGACACCGGCUGAACAGAAAGCCCUCAGAUGUAAAGUCACCUCCUCUGACCCAUGAUGUGCCCUUCAUGCAAUGGUGAACGGAUUCUAAUGGAUUAGAAAUAAAUAAAUAAAAUUA
Molecule: messenger RNA, 3933 nt
Organism: Pungitius pungitius (ninespine stickleback)
Lineage: Eukaryota; Metazoa; Chordata; Actinopteri; Perciformes; Gasterosteidae
Gene: slc26a1
Product: solute carrier family 26 member 1
Biological process (GO): transmembrane transport
Cellular component (GO): plasma membrane
Molecular function (GO): oxalate transmembrane transporter activity; bicarbonate transmembrane transporter activity; chloride transmembrane transporter activity
Source: RefSeq, a predicted model, not a curated record